AUGGAAAAAUCCAAAAAUUUCCGCAUCGACGCGCUGCUGGCCGUGGACCCCCCGCGAGCGGCCUCGGCGCAGACCGCGCCGCUGGCCCUGGUCACGUCGCUCGCGGCCGCCGCAGCUGGACCCGGCAGCGGCGGCGGUGGCGGGGCGAGUGGCGGGGCGAGCGGCAGCUGCAGCCCGGCGUCCUCGGAGCCGCCCGCGGCGCCCGCCGACCGCCUGCGCGCAGAGAGCCCUUCGCCGCCGCGCUUGCUGGCCGCGCACUGCGCGCUGCUGCCCAAACCCGGCUUCUUGGGAGCGGGCGGCGGGGGCGGCGCGGCGGGCGGCGGGGCGGGCGGCGGGCCCGGAGGGCCCCACCACCACGCGCACCCCGGCGCCGCCGCGGCCGCCGCAGCUGCCGCCGCCGCCGCAGCCGCAGGGGGCCUGGCGCUGGGGCUGCAUCCGGGGGGCGCUCAGGGCGGCGCGGGGCUCCCGGCGCAGGCGGCGCUCUACGGUCACCCGGUCUACGGCUACUCGGCGGCGGCGGCGGCGGCCGCGCUGGCCGGGCAGCACCCGGCGCUCUCCUACGCGUACCCGCAGGUGCAGGGCGCGCACCCCGCGCACCCCGCCGACCCCAUCAAGCUGGGCGCCGGCACCUUCCAGCUGGACCAGUGGCUUCGUGCGUCCACCGCGGGCAUGAUCCUGCCCAAGAUGCCGGACUUCAACUCCCAGGCGCAGUCCAACCUGCUGGGGAAGUGCCGGCGGCCCCGCACUGCCUUCACCAGCCAGCAGCUGCUGGAGCUGGAGCACCAGUUCAAGCUCAACAAGUACCUGUCGCGGCCCAAACGCUUCGAGGUGGCCACCUCACUGAUGCUCACGGAGACUCAGGUGAAGAUCUGGUUCCAGAACCGGCGGAUGAAGUGGAAGCGCAGCAAGAAGGCCAAAGAGCAGGCGGCGCAGGAGGCCGAGAAGCAGAAGGGAGGCGGCGGCGCGGGCAAAGGCGGCGGCGCCGAGGACCCGGGGGACGAGGAGCCGCUGGGAACGCCGGCGCCCGGGGACAAGGGCGGCGCACGCCGCCUGCGGGACUUGAGGGACAGUGAGCCCGAGGACGACGACGACGACGACGACGAGGACCGCUUCCCCUACAGCAACGGCGCGGGCGCGCGCGCUGCCUCCUCCGACUGCUCCUCCGGGGCCGACUCGCCGCCCCCGCGGCCCGGCGCGCCCGGCCACCAGCCCCCGCCCCAGUAG
This is a messenger RNA of Budorcas taxicolor (takin), 1224 nucleotides long. It is a transcript of the gene MNX1, whose product is annotated as motor neuron and pancreas homeobox 1. The transcript has 3 exons. Gene Ontology annotation, biological process: spinal cord motor neuron cell fate specification; regulation of DNA-templated transcription; endocrine pancreas development. The record is from RefSeq and is a predicted model, not a curated record. Gene Ontology annotation, molecular function: sequence-specific double-stranded DNA binding; DNA-binding transcription factor activity, RNA polymerase II-specific. Gene Ontology annotation, cellular component: nucleus. NCBI's taxonomy places the organism in Eukaryota, Metazoa, Chordata, Mammalia, Artiodactyla, Bovidae. Bases 1 to 1224 code for a protein of 407 amino acids.